CUAGACGACGCGCGUUUUAUGCGCGCGUCCCCGCGUCCUGUCUCGCGUUUAGACCCCGAUCAUUUCUAAGAAUCGCGAUUAAAAAGGCGAACGAAGUGUGAUUCGUGACACGUUGCAGUGAAGUGAAAAACGCGCGUCCUCUCGUCGGCCGUUAUUAAUUAAACCGGUAAUUUACGCGAGUUCGAAAGCGACGUUUUUCUACCCCGCAGAAACUCGAUCGUGACCGAAGGAGGCCGGAGACGCGUGGAUACGCAUUGCGUGCUGACAGGUGGUGCUUAGAACGGAAGCACGCUCGUAGGAAGUGCCGGAUAUUCUCACGGGGACGUGUAGAAAGCGUGUUUCGCGUCUCAAAAUCGUCGGGUUUCCGCGGUUCGUGUUUCGCGGCCUUCGAAAUGCGCAAACUUCAGAUCGGCUGACCUCGCGCUAACUUUUCGACGGACAAUUCCCGACGCUUUUAACCGCGUGUGUUUGGAGAGGAAAACUAGUAAAGACGUUUAUAUAAAAUUAAAGAAAAAUUACAUAAAGGGACAGUGUGAUUCAGAGAUUCUGUGCGAGAUAAUUUCAAGUGAUCGACAUUCUUUAGUUGAGAAAAAACCGCGUGAAACGAUGAAAAUAAUGACGGAUGGUAUUUCGACGUCGUGUCGCAAAAAAAUGUCAGACAGUCGCGUCUCAAAAUCACCGCGGUGAUAACAUCAACAAGGACAUUAUCGGGAAGGGCGUCGCAGUUGGAUUAUAGUGUAAUUAGCGCAGUGUGAUCGUCGAUGCGUACAUAAAUCGUGUUUGUUAACUGAUUGUAUUUUAUACGAAUUUUUACUCCGGUUUUCUUCCCAUCAUUUUGGAGUUGGAGGUCUCGUGUGUUAGUCUUUCCCGAAGGCAGUGCGAUAGUGAACCGUGUGCUUUAGGGAGUUAAUAUAAAAGUUCGUGUGAAAAAGAGAGGAGAUAUCGAGUGCGUUAAGUAUUUGAUCGAUCGUUUCGUGGAACCGAGAGGAGGAGAGGCUGGGCCCGCGAACUCGGAUCCCGCGCCUCCCGGUAAUUUCUCGUUCUCGGAAAAUGGAGUGAACAUUCGCGCCUCUUCGUGGAAAUAUGAGGAUUACGUUUCACUGCUGCGACCGUUCGUGGGCAUCGAUUACAAGCGAAAAUGUAUCUCACGCGCGUGCUUCUUCUACUACUGCUCGUUGCUGGCUCAAGAUGCAUGUGCUCGAGCGGGUACACCGGACAAAAUUGCGAGAGCGACUACAUCCCCUGCGAUCCUUCGCCAUGUGAAAACGGGGGCUCGUGUCAACAGGUCAGCGAACUCGGCUACGCGUGCCACUGUCCCGAAGGCUUCCAGGGCACCAACUGCGAGGAGAAUAUCGACGAUUGUCCGGGUAAUCUCUGUCAAAAUGGCGCCACGUGUAUGGACCGGGUAAACGAGUACUCCUGCCUGUGUCCGCCGGCCUUCACCGGGACGCAAUGCGAGCUGGACGUGGACGAGUGCUCCGUAAGGCCAUCCUUGUGUCACAACGGGGCCACGUGUACGAAUUCGCACGGCAGUUACUCGUGUAUAUGCGUGAACGGCUGGGCCGGGCUUGACUGUAGCGUCAACAUCGACGAUUGUGCAGGUGCGGCCUGUUUCAACGGUGCCACCUGCAUCGAUCGCGUUGGCAGCUUCUUUUGCCAGUGCACAUACGGGAAGACAGGCCUGCUCUGCCAUCUCGAUGACGCUUGCACGUCAAAUCCGUGUCACGAGGGCGCGAUCUGCGACACCAGCCCUAUCAACGGAUCCUUCACCUGUUCCUGCGCCACCGGCUAUAAAGGACUGGAUUGCUCCGAGGAUAUUGAUGAGUGCGAACAAGGCUCUCCCUGCGAGCACGACGGGAUCUGCGUGAACACCCCCGGGUCCUUCGCGUGCAAUUGCACGCAAGGAUUCACCGGGCCGCGAUGCGAGACGAACGUGAACGAGUGCGAGUCGCAUCCCUGCCAGAACGACGGUUCCUGCCUGGACGAUCCUGGGACCUUCCGAUGCGUCUGCAUGCCUGGCUUCACCGGCACCCAAUGCGAGAUCGAUAUAGACGAAUGCGCGGCGAGGCCGUGCCUGAACAACGGCAUCUGCAGCGAUCUCAUCAACUCCUUCAAGUGCAGCUGCGCCGACGGCUUCGCCGGCUCCCACUGCCAGAUCAACAUCGACGACUGCGCCUCGUCGCCGUGCAAGAACGGCGGUACCUGCCAGGACGGUAUAGCCAGGUAUACGUGCGAGUGUCCGCCCGGGUUCACCGGCGCCUCCUGCGAGACCAAUAUCAACGACUGCGCGUCGAAUCCGUGUCACAGCGGUACCUGCAUCGACGGCGAGAACAGCUUCGUCUGCAACUGCUACCCGGGUUUCACCGGCAAACUGUGUCAGACGCAGAUCGACGAGUGCGAGAGCAAUCCUUGCCAGUUCGGCGGUAAAUGCGAGGACCGCAUCAACGGCUACCAGUGCAUCUGCCGACCGGGAACGUCCGGCAUCAAUUGCGAGGUCAACGUCAACGAGUGCUAUAGCAAUCCGUGCCGAAACGGGGCCAGAUGCAUCGACGGUAUCAACAGAUACUCCUGCGAAUGCGAGCCCGGCUACACCGGCCAGCACUGCGAGACCGACAUAAACGAGUGCGCGAGCAACCCAUGCGCGAACGGCGGCCUCUGCAUCGACUUGACAAACAGCUUCAGAUGCGAAUGUCCGCGCGGCUACUACGACGCCAGGUGUCUGAGCGACGUGGACGAGUGCUCGAGCUCGCCCUGCUUGAACGGCGGCACUUGCGAGGACGGGGUGAACCAGUUUAUCUGCCACUGUCUACCCGGUUACGGUGGCAAGAGGUGCGAGAUGGAUAUCGACGAGUGCGGCUCGAAUCCCUGCCAACACGGUGGCACGUGCAACGACCAUCUCAAUGGCUACAGCUGCAAGUGCCUACCUGGUUACGCCGGGACCAAUUGCGAGACGAACAUCGACGACUGCGCCAACAACCCCUGUCAAAACGGUGGAUCCUGCAUCGAUCUCGUCGACGAUUACAAAUGCGUCUGCGAACUGCCUCACACCGGCAGGAAUUGCGAGGAGAAGCUGGACCCUUGCUCGCCCAACAAAUGUCUCCACGGAGCGAAAUGCUCGCCAUCAUCGAACUUCCUCGACUUCGCUUGUACGUGCACGGUUGGUUAUACGGGCAGACUGUGCGACGAGGAUGUGGACGAAUGCGUGAUGACGUCGCCGUGCAGAAACGGUGCCACUUGUCGGAACACCAACGGCUCUUACCAUUGCGUGUGCGCGAAGGGCUACGAGGGCCGUGAUUGCAUCAUCAAUACCGAUGACUGUGCAUCAUUUCCCUGUCAGAACGGCGGUACCUGUCUGGAUGGCAUCGGCGAUUACACGUGUCUCUGCGUGGAUGGUUUCAGCGGCAAGCACUGCGAGGUCGACAUCGAUGAGUGUAUAUCGCAGCCCUGUCAGAAUGGAGCGAUUUGCAAGGAAUACGUCAACUCCUACACGUGUCAAUGCCGACGCGGUUUCUCUGGAAUCAAUUGUCAAACCAACGAUCAAGACUGCACCGAUAGUAGCUGCAUGAACGGCGGCAAAUGCAUCGACGGUAUCAACAAUUAUACGUGUGUUUGCAAACAUGGUUAUACUGGAUCCAACUGUCAGUAUCGUAUCAACGAGUGCGACAGCUCACCCUGCAAGAAUGGUGCCACCUGUCAUGAUCAUGUGCAGUAUUACACAUGUCAUUGUCCAUAUGGUUACACGGGUGCACAUUGCGAUGCGUAUGUAAACUGGUGCGCCGAUAAUCCGUGCGAGAACCAGGCUACGUGCGCGCAAGUGAAGAACAAGUAUCAGUGCAAUUGCUCGCCGGGAUGGACCGGCAAGGUUUGCGACGUGGAGAUGGUUUCGUGCAAGGAUGCCGCGAUACGAAAGGGCGUGCUGGAGAAGAAUCUCUGCAACAACGGCACCUGCGAGGAUAUAGGCAACAGUCAUCGUUGUCAUUGUCUCGAAGGCUACACCGGUUCGUACUGUCAGAAGGAGAUCGAUGAAUGUGAGUCGGCGCCGUGUCAAAACGGUGCAACAUGCAAGGACCUCAUUGGCUCGUAUCAGUGUCUAUGUACCAAGGGCUUCCAAGGUCAGAACUGCGAGCUCAAUGUCGAUGACUGCCAACCAAAUCCCUGCCAGAACGGUGGCAUCUGUCACGAUCAGAUCAACGGAUUCAAUUGUUCUUGCCCGUUCGGUACUCUUGGUAUCAUAUGCGACGUCAACACCGAUGACUGCUUGAUAGGUGCCUGUCAUAACAACGGUACCUGUACCGAUAAGGUGGGCGGUUUCGAGUGCAAAUGUCCGCCCGGUUUCGUCGGACCGAGAUGUGAAGGCGAUAUCAACGAAUGCCUGUCGAAUCCGUGCGCCUCGCCUGGCACACAGGAUUGUGUACAACUGGUCAACAACUAUCACUGUAAUUGUAAGCCUGGUUAUAUGGGUCGUCACUGUGAGAUCAAGGUGAAUUUCUGCGACAGCUCGCCGUGUCAAAACGGUGGGGUAUGCACGGCUAAGCAAGACAGGCACACGUGCGUGUGCCCCAGCGGUUAUCACGGUACCAAUUGCGAAUUUGUUGGCUCUUACUGCGAUGCCGAGCCGUGUCAAAACGGUGGCACGUGUCACGUUUCUGGAACCAGCUAUCGAUGCUAUUGCACGUCAGGUACGACGGGGACGCACUGCGAGUUCGACGCCCGAGACGAAUGCAAAAGUAACCCGUGCCAACAAGAUGCACCUUGCGUCAACAAGAUCGACGACUACGCUUGCGAUUGUCCUCCCAAGUGGGUCGGCAAGAACUGUGAGAUAUACGAUCCGAAUUAUCCUGGCGGUGUGUUCGGUGUUCAACCUAAUGUCCCGAAAAUCUCGAAUGCUUAUGAUUAUAAUACUGAGCGCGAGCGUAGAAAGUGUAUUGAAAACAAUUGCGAGGAGAAAGCUGGCAAUAAUCGCUGCGACGAGGAAUGCAACAAACAUGCAUGCAACUUUGACGGACAGGAUUGCUCACUUGGCAUCAAUCCGUGGCGUAAUUGUUCCGCGCCCAUUAAAUGCUGGGACGUAUUUAUGAACGGUAUGUGCGACGAGGUCUGCAACAACCCGCAGUGCCUUUUCGAUGGCAGAGACUGCGAGCGAAAAGUCGGCCCUUGCAAUCCGGUUUACGACGCGUACUGCAAGCAACAUUACGCAAACGGUCAUUGCGAUUAUGGCUGCAACAAUGAAGAGUGUAAUUGGGACGGCCUCGACUGCGAUGGAGAACCACCAUCAUUGGCUAAAGGUGCCAUAUCUAUUGUCGUAAGAAUGGACAUGGAGUCCUUCCGCGAGCACAUCGUGACUUUUCUACGCGAACUCGGGAACGAACUGAGAACGACGACACGCGUGAAGCAGGAUGAACUCGGUAAUGACAUGAUAUAUCCUUGGAAACCCGAGAGAGAUCCCGACUAUAAUUUCGGUCGCCCAACGAUAAUCCAUCCCAAUAAUCAAAACGGUGUGAUCAUCUAUCUGGAGAUUGAUAACCGCAAAUGCAUCCCUUCCUCGAUGAUGUCGGGGUUGACUACUUCCCGUCGAGAUGCCACAGGAUGCUUUCCAUCGGCCAAUGAGGCGGCUGAGUAUUUGGCCGCCACGGCGUCGAAGCACACCCUGUUGCGGAACUUCCCCAUCGAGCAGGUGCGAGGUGUGGUAGAUCCCCAGGGUCCAGAGUAUCCCGACAGUACAACAAAUUACAAGUAUGUCUUUAUCGGCGUGGUCAUCGUGGUGCUCGGUGGUCUACUGAUGGGCGUACUGGUGACCGCACAACGGAAACGCGCCGUAGGAGUUACAUGGUUCCCCGAGGGCUUCUUGAGGACCAGCAGCGGCAGCGGCCAACGGCGCCGCUCGCGCCGACGCGGUCCAGACGGUCAGGAGAUGCGCAAUCUGAACAAACAACCAUCAGUAAACUGCAUGGACCUGGACGUAGUGACUCGGGUGCAGUCCCAGUGGUCCGACGAUGAGUCCGAUCUUCCGCCUUCGAAACGGAUGCGGGCGAUCGAGCCGGGUUACGCGAGCGAUCACACCGCUAUCACGGAUUAUGAAGAGACCGAGCCGCGCAUGUGGACGCAGCAGCAUCUGGACGCUGCCGAGAUAUGUCGGCCGGAUGCGGGCGGUGUCCUGACGCCGCCCAGCCUGGAACACGGCCAGGAUGUUAACGCACGUGGUCCAUGUGGCAUGACACCUUUGAUGGUAGCGGCCGUGCGGGGCGGUGGCCUCGACACUGGCGAAGAAGAGGACGAGAAUGAUGGCGCCGCGGCCAAGAUCGCUGAUCUGGUCGCCCAGGGCGCCGAUUUGAACGCCAAGACCACGGAUAAGAGCGGCGAGACGUCGUUGCAUCUAGCUGCGCGUUACGCUCGGUCUGACGCAACCAAGAGACUGCUAGACGCCGGCGCCGACGCGAAUUCCCAGGAUAACACCGGACGUACGCCGCUGCACUCGGCGGUCGCAGCCGAUGCUAUGGGCGUCUUUCAAAUUCUGCUGCGCAAUCGGGCGACGAAUUUGAACGCUCGUAUGCAUGAUGGUACGACGCCGUUGAUACUAGCCGCGCGUCUAGCCACCGAAGGUAUGGUCGAGGAUCUCAUCAACGCCGACGCCGACAUUAACGCCGCUGACAACAGCGGCAAGACCGCGUUGCAUUGGGCGGCGGCGGUCAAUAACGUCGACGCCGUAAACAUAUUAUUGGUGCAUGGCGCGAACAGAGAUGCUCAAGAUGACAAGGAUGAAACCCCGUUGUUCCUCGCCGCACGCGAGGGCAGCUUCGAGGCGUGCAAAGCGUUAUUGGACACGUUCGCCAACAGGGAAAUUACUGAUCACAUGGAUCGGUUACCGCGCGAUGUCGCCAGCGAAAGACUACAUCAUGAUAUCGUUAGACUACUUGAUGAACAUGUGCCAAGGUCACCGCAGAUGGUCACAGUCAUUCCGAAUGGUCCUCUCAUGGGCUCUCCGAAUCAUCCACAAUUAAUCACACAUCCCACAGUAAUCGGCUCGGCGCCGAAGCAGACCAAGUCGAAGAAGCGGCCAAAGGCGGGAAACCCAAACAGCCCGGAAUCGGAGGGCGUAGUAGUGAUGGUGAGGCGAAAGCCAUCGGUGAAGAAACCGCCGGCCAAACGCGGCGCUCAACCCCCAAACCAGGAGAUCCCACAGGGAGCGGAAGGCGCCGAUGGCAACUUGCCAACGAGCCCGUACGACAGCGCGAGCCUCUACAGCAACGCGUUGCCCCUGGUGGCGCACACGGCAACAGCAAAACAGCCGCCUCCGUACGAGGAUUGCAUCAAGGGUCAGUCGAUGCAAGGCCUGCAGCAACUCGGUCUGGAUACCUUCGCGACCAAUUACGGGCUGCCGUUUCACGACCAGCUCUUAGCGCCGCAUCAGCGGCAACAGCAGGGUAUGGUGAACACACUGUCGCCACCGUACAGCAAUCAAUCGCCGCCACAUUCGGUGCAAUCCAACAUGACUCUCUCCCCGCAAGCGAGCUACAUGGGCUCGCCAUCGCCGGCGAAAAGUCGGCCAUCGUUACCCACCUCGCCUACCCACAUCGCCGCCAUGAGGCAGGCGACGCACCAGAAGCACGGCAGCAUGCCGCCAGUGGGAUUCGACUUCGACAAUCUGCCAUACACCUCGAGUCAGGCGCAACAGCAGCAGCAACAGCAGCAGCAGCAGCAGCAACAGCAGAUGCAGCAGACGCAGCAGCAGAUCCAGCAGCAACCGCAGCAGCAGCAGCCGCAGCAGCAGCAGCAAAGUACGCAACAGCAGCAGCAACAAUAUUACCAGUACUUGACGCCGCCGUCCCAUCAUUCCGGACCCGAUGUCACGCCGCAGCAUCUCAUGCAGGCGCCCGAGAGCUUUCCGACGCCAUCGCCGGACAGUCCGGGCCACUGGUCCUCGAGCUCGCCCCAUUCCAACAGCGAUUGGUCCGAGUGCCUAGCAGCAUCACCACCACAAGCACCACCCACGAACGUCUACGGCGCCGGAAGCGGCGCUCACCAAAGCAACAAGAGUACCGAGGCGGCGAUCUACAUAUGAGAUUGGUACAACGGUGCUCUCUUCCUCGCACCAAUAAAUCGUAAAUCGUGAAAGAGAUGAGAAAAGAGAUAGGUAUACGAACUGUGAUCAGCUCGUCGAGUUCGAGCGUCUCUCUACAAGUGUCGAAAUGGACGACCGAUAUAUGAUAAUAUGAAAGACUCUUUCGCCGUAAUUAAAUUAUAGUGGCAAGAAGGUAUUUUUAUUUUUGUUUGUUUGUUUGUAUGUGUGUCGAAGAUGAUGAGCUACGUUGAAGCGUCGCAAUUAUUAUAUAUAUUUAUGCGUAUCAAUGUUAGGCUGAAUAAAUAAUUCAUCAAUAUUGGAUACAAAUGUAUUCGUCAUUAUAUAUUUACAUGGUUUAUUAAUGAUUGAUUAUUAAUUAUUAAUUGAUUAAUCAUUGAUUGUUAAUUGAUUCAUCAGAUUUCCGAACAUAUUUUUCGCUCAACAUUGAUGCGUAGGAAUAUAAACAAUUAUGUAUAUGUGUAUUGCCGCAUGAGAGGGAGGGGGAUGGAUGGAAGAUUUUUCGAUCACAGAGAUAUUACAAAAACGUAUUCAAAUUGCAAAACCGAUUGUGCCUCUUUAAUGCGACGCGAUGUUUAGGAAAAUCCUCGCGACCGAGGAAUCGCGCAACUUAUAAAAAAUAGCCGAUAUAUUUUUGAUAUCUGUCGAUUUUUAUUAUCGCGACACAGCUCAAUGAAGAAACAGUGCCUUUGAACUUGCCAAUGUGAAGAUCCCCGAUGGACAAUAAUUUAUAAGGGAGCGAGACCUUGCUCUACGCAUAAUAAUUGUACAUAUUACAAUAGAUUUAUCGUUCGCAGCUGUGUCUGUUAUUCCACGGAGACGACUAUAUAACAUGUAAUGUUCUAUUUAGUGCCUAAUGCGCAUCGUAUACACAAAGGAAUUGUAUUGACUCGAUCUUUGAUUACCCAGGUAGAACAUAAAACUCAUAAUGACAUCAUUAUGACGUCCUAAAAGUCACCUAAAAGUCAUCUUAAAAAAAUAAUGAUAUCAUUUGAUAUACUUUUGGCAAUGUUUUAGUGACUUAUUUUUGAUAUUAAACAAUUCUAGCGAACUCUGUUGAAGAAUAUAUAUACUUCG
Molecule: messenger RNA, 9154 nt
Organism: Camponotus floridanus (Florida carpenter ant)
Lineage: Eukaryota; Metazoa; Arthropoda; Insecta; Hymenoptera; Formicidae
Gene: N
Product: neurogenic locus Notch protein
Exons: 11
Coding region: 1139-8059 (2306 amino acids)
Biological process (GO): multicellular organism development; cell differentiation; regulation of developmental process
Cellular component (GO): protein-containing complex; plasma membrane
Molecular function (GO): calcium ion binding; protein binding
Source: RefSeq, a predicted model, not a curated record